Fusarium keratoplasticum is the source of this 600-nucleotide messenger RNA. RefSeq lists its product as uncharacterized. NCBI's taxonomy places the organism in Eukaryota, Fungi, Ascomycota, Sordariomycetes, Hypocreales, Nectriaceae. The coding region runs from base 1 to 600 and encodes 199 amino acids. The record is from RefSeq and is a predicted model, not a curated record. The transcript has a single exon.
AUGCAUCGCUUCACUUUCCUCUCUAUUCUCCUCUCAUUCGGGGCUUUCGCGGCCAGCAUGACCGCCGACCUGCCGGAAGUCGUCCCUAACAGAACUGCCAGCGAUCAGCAGGAAAUCGACUGGGAGAACGAUUGGAUGAUGAAGAUCUUGCGCAAGCACUUGGUGAGAGCCGACGGUAUGGAAUUGGAGCCGCGAGACGUUAUCUGCGGCCUGUAUUCGCAACUCGGGAACAUUGACGCCUCGUUCCGGUCAAACCCACCCACUCUUGGCGCUCUGAUCUACGAUAAGGCCGAUUCCGAGUCGUUCGAAAGGAUGCUUGACGAUCUGGAAGACAAGUGCAACCAAGACCCUUCAAGAUACGUGGAAAAAUGCAUAUCCGCCGCCGAGGCCUUGUUGUUUAUGGAUGUGGCUCUUAGUGUCAACGAGAUCGGUUCAUUCUACACGCAACAGUUUCGUCAGACCGAAGAAACUGUUGGGGAAGUGCUGAUGAAGCCCGAUAUGUGUGGAGAGGGAUGGAAGCAUGGCCAGAAAUAUGUCAAGGGGCGACAAGGCUGGAAAGAGGAGGCAAAGGCCUCGCCGGUACUUCGAAUUCCUGUGUAG